This is a messenger RNA of Mangifera indica (mango), 1797 nucleotides long. RefSeq lists its product as uncharacterized. Lineage: Eukaryota; Viridiplantae; Streptophyta; Magnoliopsida; Sapindales; Anacardiaceae. The coding region runs from base 437 to 1639 and encodes 400 amino acids. The transcript is spliced from 10 exons. The record is from RefSeq and is a predicted model, not a curated record.
UCUUUGACAAGGAGAUGUUUGUUCAUCUCCUUUCUCUCUUUUUAUAAUAUAAUUUUAUUUGUCCCUAAUUGGCUAAUCAUGGUAUUGAGAGAAAAGGGGAUUUUUCUUUAAGCAUAAGUACUUCAUUUUCUUCAUGAUUUUGAUUAAGUAGAUUUCUUCAGAGGUAGAGUUUGAUUGUAUGACUGCAGGUGACAUCUCUGUGCAAUAUAUCAUCUUAGAGACUUUAGAAUUUGUAUUUAGGCAGAGCCUUAAUCUGCAUCCAGAACCAGAAGCAAGGAGCAGUCACAAGAGAAUUGAUGAUAUGGAGGCUGAUGAAGGCUCUUUCGCUUCCUGGAGUUCGUAUGCCUUAUGCAUACUCUUGCAGUGAGGUUGGCAUUUUAUGAAGUCCAUAAAUACUGAGGCCUGAGGGAGAUUUGCAUAAGGUUGCCGUGUCAUAAUGGGCAGUUGUAUCUCAAGACAGGGUGGCGAGCAAAGAGAAAACAGGAAACACUUCGGCAAAUAUGGGAAACGUUUUCGAAAGAUUUCGUUUUCGAUUCACAAUAUGUCAGUUAAACGGAUUAGUGAUGCCGGAAAAAGAGGCAAAACUGUUCAUCCCAACUUUGAGAAGAGUGGUGCAAACAGCCACAACGAAGGUGAGGUGACUAACAAGUCAUUUCAGGUCACCCAGAUGCAAUGGAACCACAGCCAAAUUGAUGCAACAGGACUAUGCCAAGAAGAAGCAUGGUUUGACUCGGUUAGUAGUAUAGAUUCUGAUUCAGAUGACGACUUCUGUAGUGUUCUUGGAGGUCAAACUGAAAAAUUUCUAUAUGGUCCCAGAGGAGGAUUUCUGAUUCCAUGUACAACAGUAGAGAAGUCAGAUUCAGCAAGCUGGUCUGAGGUUUCACCUUCUGUUUUUAAACUCCGCGGUGAAAAUUAUUUUAGAGAUAAACAGAAGCGUCCAGCUCCAAACUACCACGCAUACAUUCCAAUUGGUGUUGAUUUGUUUGCCUGCCCUCGGAAGAUAGAUCACAUUGCACAACACAUUGAACUUCCUCAUGUGAAAGCACAUGACAAAGUGCCCUCACUACUUAUUGUUAACAUACAGCUUCCUUCUUAUCCUGCCGCUAUGUUCCUUGGUGAAUGUGAUGGCGAAGGCAUGAGCCUUGUGCUAUACUUCAAAAUAUCCGAGAAUUUCGACAAAGAGAUAUCUGUUCAUUUCCAGGACUCUGUCAAGAGAUUCGUUGAGGGUGAGAAGGAAAAGGUUACAGGUUUCGCAAAGGAGUUGAUGGUUCCAUACAGAGAAAGGUUAAAAAUUUUGGCCGGUGUGGUCAAUCCAGAGGACCUUGCAUUAUCUUCCGCAGAGAAAAAGCUUAUACAAGCUUACAAUAAUAAGCCGGUGCUUUCACGCCCUCAACACAAAUUCUUUAAGGGACCCAAUUACCUGGAGAUCGACCUGGAUGUACACCGAUUCAGCUACAUAUCCAGAAAAGGAUUCGAAUCAUUCCGCGAUCGUUUGAAUAAAGUGAAACUUGAUUUGGGUUUAACCAUUCAGGCACAGAAGCCUGAGGAACUGCCAGAACAAGUGUUGUGUUGUGUACGAUUGAAUAACAUUGAUUUUGUACAUCAUGGUCAAAUACCUACGCUUGUAACUCAAGGUUGAUCAAUUUAACAAUGGACAGCUCCUGAGAUUUAAUUUAGAGCUAAAAAUUCCAGAACAUUUAAGCAUCAACAGAUGAAUUCUAUAGUAGCUGCAUCACCAUGUUCAUCAGCUGUAUACAACUGAAAAAUCAAAGAAAAAGAAAAUUCUUUUUUUCUCAA